AUAAUAGCAAGUAGUAAUAAAAAUUGCUUCCUAUCAUACCCGGGUUCAGCUGGGGAUAAUACAGAAUUGCUUACUUGCUGGAAACAAAGAGAGACAGGGGGCAGAGACAUCCAGACAUGUUGCAGUGUAUAUUUCUCCUAUCGGAUUCUGGAGAGGUGAUGCUAGAGAAACAGCUAACAGGGCAUCGCGUUGACAGAUCAAUAUGUGAUUGGUUUUGGGAUCAUGCUAUUUCUCAAGGUGACGCUUUCAAGUCACAGCCAGUGAUUGCUUCACCAACUCACUAUCUUUUCCAAGUUGUUCGAGAGGGGAUUACCUUUUUAGCUUGCACCCAAGUUGAAAUGCCACCUUUGAUGGGAAUUGAGUUCCUCUGCAGAGUAGCGGAUGUCCUCUCAGAUUAUCUUGGUGGCCUGAAUGAAGAUGUGAUAAAAGAUAACUUUGUAAUUGUUUAUGAGCUUCUGGAUGAGAUGAUAGACAAUGGCUUCCCUCUCACAACUGAACCAAACAUUCUGAGAGAGAUGAUAGCUCCACCAAAUAUUGUCAGCAAAGUUUUGAGCGUGGUGACUGGUAAUAGUUCCAAUGUAAGUGAUACCCUUCCUGGUGCAACAGGGUCUUGCGUUCCAUGGAGGGCAGCAGAUCCAAAAUAUGCAAACAAUGAAGUUUAUGUUGAUCUUGUUGAAGAAAUGGACGCAGUUAUAAACAGGGAUGGGGUGUUGGUCAAAUGUGAAAUCUACGGUGAAGUUCAAGUAAACUCCCAUCUCUCAGGUCUUCCGGAUUUGACACUUUCUUUUGCAAACCCAUCCAUUCUGGAUGAUGUGAGAUUUCAUCCCUGUGUUCGCUUUCGACCUUGGGAAUCCCAUCAAAUUUUGUCAUUUGUACCUCCUGACGGAGAGUUUAAGCUAAUGAGUUAUAGAGUUAAAAAGUUGAAGAGUACUCCCAUAUACGUAAAGCCACAGCUAACAUCAGAUGCUGGGAAAUGCCGUGUUAAUGUGUUGGUUGGCAUAAGAAAUGAUCCUGGAAAGACAAUCGACUCAAUAACUGUGCAGUUUCAACUACCUCCUUGCAUUUUAUCGGCUGAUUUGACUUCAAAUCAUGGAACUGUAAACAUCCUCAGCAACAAGAUCUGCUCUUGGUCAAUUAAUCGGAUUCCAAAGGAUAAAGCUCCAUCAUUGUCUGGCACAUUAGUGCUUGAGUCAGAAUUGGAUCGGCUUCAUGUUUUUCCCACAUUUCGAGUGGGUUUUAGGAUUAUGGGUGUUGCCCUAUCUGGCUUGCAAAUAGAUAAACUGGAUCUAAGGACUGUACCAAAUCGUCUGUACAAAGGUUUCAGAGCUCUGACACGAGCAGGGGAAUUUGAAGUGAGGUCAUAAUUUUGAAUAUUUUUAUCAAGAUGAGUUGUUGAGGGGCUUGUUUAUCAGUGUUCUGAUGCGGCUCAAUUGCUGCAAUUACUUCAUUGUUGCUAAUUCAGAAACUGCUGUAUUUCAUAUGAAAUGGGAACUCAUACUGUCAAAAGUCCUUUUUCUUUAGCACUAUAAGGACUUAAUGAUUUCUU
Molecule: messenger RNA, 1546 nt
Organism: Theobroma cacao (cacao)
Lineage: Eukaryota; Viridiplantae; Streptophyta; Magnoliopsida; Malvales; Malvaceae
Gene: ZIP4
Product: Clathrin adaptor complexes medium subunit family protein
Biological process (GO): vesicle-mediated transport; intracellular protein transport
Cellular component (GO): clathrin adaptor complex
Source: RefSeq, a predicted model, not a curated record